Messenger RNA from Peniophora sp. CBMAI 1063, 3420 nucleotides. NCBI's taxonomy places the organism in Eukaryota, Fungi, Basidiomycota, Agaricomycetes, Russulales, Peniophoraceae. The record is from the annotation of a GenBank genome assembly.
AUGGCUGGGUCAUCGUCUCAACAGGCUGUCGGGCUACCGCGUACGGGACGGCGGGCGGCUAGCGCUCGAGGUUACGCCGAGGAUCGACCAGCCGGACCAGCAGUAAUGCACGACGUACAGCAAACCAAGGACGGCGGCGCCAGUACUACAGCGGUUCACAUACCCCCCACCAGCGUGGAUCAGUUGGAAGGCACACUACCACCGUCGGAGCAGCGGCAAGACAGGCUGGACGAAACCGACGAAGCUAUGCCCCCUAACCCGCCGGAGCAAGUACCGGAUCUCCCAGAGGGGACAACGCCAGCACAAAGUCUCCCCCGAAAGAACUUCCCCGGCCUGUACUUCCUGAAAGAUCGCAUGAUUUACUUAUGGGCACUCCUGAGACUCGAUGGGCGGCCUUCCGAAGUCGUGGAUGGCGAGAUCAAGGGUUGCGCUCGGGAUGAUUGCCCGCGGUCGGGCGACGAACAGGUUAUGCUUUAUCGCUGCACUUCGGGCUGUAUGUCUUGCGAAUGGAUAUGCGCCUCUUGCAUGGCUAGUGAACAUCAACAACGCCCGCUGGACAGGAUUGAGAUGUGGGUUGGUGGAGAGUGGCAGCCGUCGACGCUUAGGGGAAUAGGCGCCCGGGCUCAAUUCGGCCACUUGACGAACACGAAGUGCAGGCUCAAGCAUCCCAGCAUGAACGAUUUCGUUGUAAUCCACACCAACGGUAUCCAUGAAGUCGCCGUUGAUUUCUGCGCCUGCAACAAGUUGAAGAGAUCGGUUGUUGACCAGCUAAUGGCGGGGCGAUGGUAUCCCGCGACGGGGCGCAAACCCCUCACGGCGGCGACGUACGAAGUGCUAGACGCAUUCAACGCUCAUAGCGGCAUGGGCAAGGACAAUGCGUACGACUUUUAUAACGCGUUGGUUACGCUCACGGACGGAGCGGGCCUUUUCAACGUCCCGGAUCGUUUGAAGCAAUUCUUUCAAAUGGCGCACGAAUACCGCCACCUAUUGGCGUCCAAACGCGGCGGGCGAGGACACGAGGCUAAGCGCGGCAUCGAGCACACGAAGAAGGGAACAUUGGCCAUACUCUGUGCGGCGUGCGCGCAUGAAGGUAUCAACACGGACAUCGUGGAAGCGUUGAGGAAGAUAUCUCCGGAGCUGGCCGCAGCGGCGGACAAGUUCAACAAUGUCGUGCAAUUGUCUAUGGACUGCAAUUUCCGCGCGAAGAAUCGCAUGACGCGCUCAACAGCUAAGACCAGUCCCUACUAUGGCAAUGGCAUGGCGUACAUGGUCCCGGAAUCCUUGUACGAGACGUUUACCAGCACGAGUCCCCACACGCAAGAGCUCGGGAACUGCUCGCGCUUUGGAGCUCAGGUACUGGCGAACCUGAAAGCGGGCAAAGGACUGAGGACGACGGGCGUGGGUGCGGUCUUUUGUUCGAGACACAAGUACUUUUGGCCCAAUACGGUCGGCACAUUGGUCAAAGGAGAGAGGUACUGUACGAUGGAUUUCAUAUUCGCAUCCGCCGUACGACGCGUGCGCGCCAGCAGUCUGCAUGUCUUCUAUGACAUCAUCUGUCAGUACACGCGGAAGCUCAACAUGCGAAUGAUGACCGUGCCUCCGAAGUCGUUUGUCGGCGUGGGUGCUGAGAAGCUGCUCCAUCGGAUAGAUGUCGCGUUCGGCGUGCCCAAGUUUCAUAACCCUGGUCAUCUCCUGUCGUGCCAGCUCUGGUUCAACAUCUCGUACAUGCGAUACGCCGGCAUGACGGACGGCGAGGCGUCGGAGCGAGCGUGGGCCGGUCUUAAUCCGGCGGCGUCGAGUUUGAGGGAGAUGGGACCGGGGACCAUGAGGGACACGAUAGACUUCUACUGUGGGGUGUGGAACUGGCGGAAGUUUGUCAACACCGGUUCUUUCCUCGCCCGCAAGAUGGAACGAGCACUUAAAGAGGCGCGAGAGCAUUGUGAGAUCUAUAAUGGCUUACAUGGCGCUGUACGGCGGGAGAACCCUGCGAUGUGUGACGCUUGGGUCCAUGACUGCGAGGCUUUCGAAGACCGGAAGCAUCUGGACGAACUCGGGCGUCCGAUUGUGAAGGGACCCGAGGCUGUGUCCAAUCCGUACGAAUCUCGGUCGAAAAAGCAAUCCCUUGAGAAGGCGCGGUUAGAAAGUCUGAAGAUCGCGAGCGAGGCAGAAGAUGCCGAGGAACCCGUCAACGCGGGAUCCAGUCAAGAAGCGCAAGCCGCUGCGCUGACGAACUUUGUUCUGCGCGGGUUCAAGAUUGAAGUGAUGAAUUGGCGUGAACGGCGGGCGAAGGUUGCGCGUACGGUCAUGCAGCGCUCGGAAGAGAUACAGCGGCGUAGUGACGUAGUCCGGCAAAUGCGCCUAUUUCGCAAAGAUCAGCAGUGGAUGAUGCCGAUCGUGUUUGCGGCGAUCCAAGAAUUGGAAGGCGUAGAGCCAAGCAGGCAGGGUGGCAGUGAGGAUGCUGACGUUGACGAUGAGGGCGCCUCCGACGACGAAGCACAAACGUCAGCCCAGGAGACGCCGAAGGUCACGGACGCCACCAGCGAGAUUCUAUAUCUACCGUCUGAGCUGGGGAAGGACGUCGCGCGCUCACCCAACGUCGUGGACGUCUUCUUCGAAGAGCUGAAGCUUCGAUACGCGGGCAUGGAGGACUGGCUCAACGUCCUGCGCCAACAGUUGCGCUGUCGCGCGACUGUCGACCGAUGGAAGGUAGACUACGUCACCGGACAAGACAUGAGUUCGCGCGCACGCACGAAGCAAGAGACUAUUCAGGCGAACGUCUUACUGGCCAGGGAUAUGUAUCGGUUGCAUCGCGAACGCUACGUCACGCUUGUGUCGUUUCUGACGGAGGAUGAGCAGAAGGAGCUGGUGCCUGAGAAAUGGGAGAUUACGUUCAAGAUCCUCAACGACAACGACUGCCGCCCACUCAACAACCGCUUACUCUUGGCCAUCGAUGAUACGGAGAUCGAAUACAUUCGCCAAAUAAUCGAACAGGAGAAGAACAAACGCAAGGACCCUUCAGGACAGAGCCAUCACCGCAUCCCUUGGAUCUGGUUUCACAUCGCUGAGAAUACAGAGUUGGAACUGAACGACGAUAUGCGUGUGGAGUUUGCCAAGUGUCGGGCAAGAGCCAUGCGCUGGGUGGAAGAGGUUUACAUCGUGGCGUAUGAAAUGAUGCGCGUGCCCGAGUUCUGUAGAGCACGUCAGGCUGUGUGGGAGGAGCGCAUAGGACAAGAGCGUAGCGAUAUUGACCGCUAUGUGAAAGAUGGCGUGGACGCUUAUGCCAGGAAGCAGGCGACAAUUUUCAGGAGGCACGCCGAGGGACUCCAGGAUCUCUUCAAAGGUCCUCUAGAGCAGGCGGCCGAGUUUGCUCGCUUUCACGGGCUGGAUGGAAUGUACUUAAAGCGUAGUGAAUCGGAAUAA